AUGGCAGUCCCCUCCACUCCUGUAUUCUCAGUUCAUCGGCGGGAGCCGGAGCUUAUCGCUCCAGCGAAACCAACGCCGCGGGAGCUGAAGCUGCUGUCGGAUAUAGACGACCAAGAAGGCCUGCGGGAUCAGAUCCCCGGCAUCAUUAUAUUCAGAAGCAACCCUUCAAUGGAAGGCAGAGAUCCGGCGAAGGUAAUAAGGGAAGCCCUGGCGGCGGUGCUGGUGUUUUACUACCCACUCGCCGGUAGGCUCAUGGAAGGGCCUAACCGGAAGCUCAUGGUGGACUGCACCGGCGAAGGGGUGAUGUUCAUCGAGGCCGACUCCGAUGUCACCCUUGACGAGCUCGGCGACGCCAUCCUGCCACCGUGUCCCAACCUGGAGGAGCUUCUAUAUAACGUGCCUGGCUUCAAUGGGAUCGUCGGUUGCCCUCUGCUCUUGAUUCAGGUUACACGUCUAAAUUGUGGUGGAUUCACUUUCGCAUCACGCUUGAACCACACAAUAUGUGAUGCACCAGGACUCAUCCAGUUUUACAAUGCAGUAGGCGAGAUCGCACGUGGAGCACACACACCAUCUCCUCUCCCUAUUUGGUGCCGAGAAAUAUUUAAUGCUCGAACACCGCCACGCAUCACAUGCACUCAUCAUGAGUACGAGGACGACAACCCAAAACAAGGACUAAUAGGCUGGGCUAGCAAUGUCAACAUGGUCCACAAAUCCUUCUUCUUCGGCCCAAAAGAAAUGAAGGCCCUGAAGAAGCAACUUCCGCCGCACCUUGGCGCUUGCGCCUCCACAUUUGAGGUGUUGGCCGCCUGUCUGUGGCGGUGUCGUACAAUUGCACUUGGGUUAGCCCCUGAGGAGGAGGUCCGCUUCUCUUGCAUGGUGAGCCUACGCGGUAAAGGCUUCAUAAAUGUUCCUUCUGGGUACUAUGGCAAUGCGUUUGUGUACCCGGCAGUGGUUUCCACAGCCCAGUUAUUGUGUAACAAAACCUUGGGAUUUGGGGUGGAGCUGGUGAAGAAGGUAAAGGCCCAAGUGAGCGAAGAGUAUGUAAGAUCAGUGGCAGAUUUGAUGGCGCUAAGGGGCAGACCAACAUACACCAUGGAGUCGACAUACAUGGUAUCGGAUACAAGAUAUGCUGGCUUUGAGGAGGUGGAUUUUGGAUGGGGGAAGCCUAUUUAUAGUGGGCCGGCCAAGGCUGUAAGCAUAACUAGCUUCUGUGUUGGGUUCAAGAACAGCAAAGGGGAGGAGGGGAUUGUUGUGCCCACAUGCUUGCCAUUGCAAGUCAUGGAAAGGUUUGAAGAGGAGUUGAAGAAAAUUACUCAAUAG
Molecule: messenger RNA, 1320 nt
Organism: Malania oleifera
Lineage: Eukaryota; Viridiplantae; Streptophyta; Magnoliopsida; Santalales; Ximeniaceae
Product: benzyl alcohol O-benzoyltransferase-like
Exons: 2
Coding region: 1-1320 (439 amino acids)
Source: RefSeq, a predicted model, not a curated record